Messenger RNA from Lates calcarifer (barramundi perch), 1633 nucleotides. RefSeq names its product SAP domain containing ribonucleoprotein (gene sarnp). Gene Ontology annotation, biological process: poly(A)+ mRNA export from nucleus. NCBI's taxonomy places the organism in Eukaryota, Metazoa, Chordata, Actinopteri, Centropomidae. The record is from RefSeq and is a predicted model, not a curated record. The transcript is spliced from 12 exons. Gene Ontology annotation, cellular component: nucleus. Bases 69 to 785 code for a protein of 238 amino acids.
UGGUGUCGCUGUUCAGAAGGAGCGCUGCUCCUGUUUGAUUGGAGGAAGUAAUACAACAACAAAGAAAGAUGGCCGAAGUCAUAGAACUCCAGAAGCUGAAGCUUGCUGAACUGAGGCAGGAGUGUGAGGCCCGAGGUCUGGACACAAAAGGAAACAAGGGGGAGCUCAUCACUCGACUGCAAACCUAUCUGGAGGAGCAUGGUGAGGAGGAAGACGUGGACGUUGAUGAUGUGCUGGCAGAGGACACAGAGGACUUCACUAAGGUUGAGACUGCCAACAACGUAAAAGUCAGCAAGGAUUCUGACCCUGAGUGUGAGACACCUACUGAAAAGAAGGUGGUGAAAAUAACUCCUCCGUCAUCUGCCAGUGAGGUAAAUACUGACAAAAGAGAGACUCCUAUCAGUGAUCCAGAUAACACCAUCCCAAGGAUCAAUCAAUGCCCUGACUCUAGACUACAGAAGAGAGCCGAACGUUUCAACUUGCCUGCAUCAGCUGAGAGCAAGAAGGCCAUACGUGCGGCAAGGUUUGGUUUACCCACGGAUGCUUCCAGUCCCUCUCCAGGUCUCGUCGCGAACAGUAAAUCUGCUGUGAACGUCGAUCAGCUGAAGAAGAGAGCGGAAAGAUUUGGCAUGAACGUUUCAUCCAUUUCACAAAAGAUGGAAGAGGAUGAAAAGCUGAAAAAAAGGAAGGAGAGGUUUGGGAUCUUAACAAGCGCAGGUUCAGGUGGAGCAGACGAUAUUGAGGCAAAGAAAGUGAAGCGCGCUGAACGAUUCGGGAAAGUGUAAAUAACAAUGUUUUAGAGUUUGCUUUUUUUGUAAAGCAUUUUCAUGACUGUACAACAGGGAUUCCCAAAGACAACAAAUGUCACUAAUAGGGUUCCUGUAAAUUAAAAGUGCAGUUAAAUACAAAGACAAAUGGGUGAGUUGGAUCAUUACAUAAAUGGUUUGGAAAACAAAGAGAGAAAAAGUUAUUUACUGGGUCUCAAAUUAGUAGAUAUUAUAAAUCUGAAAAAACCUUUGAUUUGUCUGUUUUUCAUAUUUAUUAUUUCUUGGAGAAUCUUUUUCUCAGUCCUCCAUUUUUUUAAACAAUAAAUUUAAUUUCCCUGCUUUUUAUUAUCCGAGUUAUUGGGCUGUGGGCAGAAUGAGUUCCUGUUUCACUCAUCAUUUCCAGCGUUAGUCGAGUCUUUAUGGAACAACUUCCUCCAGCUGCUUCAUAAUAAAAUUCUUCCAGCUGUUCGGGGGGAGGAUAUGUUCUCCAGGUCUCAGGUAUUAAGUUACUAUAUGAUCCUAAAAUAAAAUACAGCAUAAAACCACUUAAAAUUCAGCAGGUAAAACAGAAUAUGCAAGCAAAUGUGUAAUUUAUCAGGACUGAGAAAAACAAAAAUUGAGCAUUAAAACUAUCCUGCUCAUAAUUGGAAGUAAAGUCUGUUUUUAAUGCAGUUAAAUAUUCUGAUUCUAUUUAAAUGAUGUAACUCACUUAUCUGUAUUCACUGUGUGUGUUUAAUUGUGCUUUUGAUUUAUCAGAUAACCUGUUAUUUUCUUGUUUUCUUUUUGGGAUUCCAUUGGUACACUGCUUCAGUUAUCUGUCCAUUUUCUAACAUUUUGUGAUUUAAAAUAAAUUGUUUUUGAUUUUU